GCGACUGCACCAGUGGCCCCUCUUGGCUAGUGCUGGCCCCGGAGCGACCCUCGCCCAGCUCCCUGGCCGAGUGGUCUGGGGGCAGGGCGGGCCUGGUUAGGCCCCCCUGAGGCAGAGUCUCACAAGUUCCUUCUCCAACCUGGCCUGGCACGGAGGGUGCUGGAGGGGAACCCACCGUCCUCCGCAGGGCAGUUUCGGCGCUCAGCCCCUCACUCCGCCACUCCCGCUCCCCACGCCCUGCGUCCGUUGUUGGGCGACAGGUGUCGGGUUACAGCCCAGGGGCUAUAGUUAGCCGCGGGACUUUGUGUGGCAAUCUGCGGAGAGCGCCGCGCCCGCCGACUCUAGCCCCCUGCUAGCCGCUAGCGCCAGCGCUGUCCUCCCUCAGCCCGCACAGCCUCCAGGCCCCGCCCCCUAACACGCCCGCGCCCGCCUGGGCGUGGAUCCAAGGAUCUCUCAAGUGGCGGGAGGAAGGGGCCUGGGGCCCAUCGAAGCCGGGACUCCAGCGCUGCAGGUCUCACUUUCACCUGGACUUCACCGUGCAGGACUCCUCCAGGGAUGACGCUGGAGGCUCUGCUGAUCGUCCUCAACUGCCUCGGCCUCCACACCCUCUGGCAGGCCCAGGCUGUUCCUAUCCUGCCCCUGGGCCUGGCUCCAGACACUUUUGAUGAUGCCUAUGUGGGCUGCUCGGAGGUCAUGGAAGAGAAGGCAGCCGCCCUGCUAAAAGAGGAGAUGGCCCACCAUGCCCUGCUGCGGGAGUCCUGGGAAGCAGCCCAGGAAGCCUGGGAGUACCAGCGUCGAGGGCUCACUCUGCCCCCUGGCUUCAAAGCCCAGCAUGGGAUAGCCAUUAUGGUCUAUACCAACUCAUCUAACACCUUGUACUGGGAGCUAAACCAGGCUGUGCGAACGGGCGGUGGCUCCCGGGAGCACUACAUGAGGCACUUUCCCUUCAAGGCCCUGCAUUUCUAUCUGACUCGAGGCCUACAGCUGCUGCAGGGCAGUGGAGGCUGCAGCAGGGCACCUGGGGCGGUGGUGUUUCGAGGUGUGAGCAGCCUUCACUUUGAACCCAAGAGGCUUGGGGACUUGGUCCGCUUUGGCCAGUUUGCCUCCAGCUCCCUGGAUGAGGCAGUGGCGCGCAGGUUUGGUAAUGCCACCUUCUUCUCUCUAAGGACUUGCUUUGGGGCCUCUAUCCAGGCCUUGUCUGUCUUCCCUGAGGAGCGUGAAGUGCUGAUUCCCCCCCAUGAAGUCUUCUUGGUCACUGGGUUCUCCCAGGAUGGAGCCAGGAGCAUAGUGACUCUCUGGAGCUAUAAUCAGACCUGCAGCCACUUUAACUGUGCAUAUCUGGGUGGGCAGAAGAGGCGGGGCUGUGUGUCGGUACCAGUAGGGCAGCCAGAGUCACCCUAUGAAGGGGCUUUCCCUCUGCUCUCGUGGAAGACCCCAUUCUUGGCCCCUGGGAAGUUCCAGCUCUCAGAAGCUGGGCCCUGAAAGCCAACAUUGCCACUUAGGAUCCUGGGAACUGGUGAGCCUCAUGUGAAGAAAACGGGCUUAAAACGGCCUUGAGAAGCAAGAGCAUGGUUCCGGACCUAGCCUUAGCAGCCGUCUCCUCAGUCCGGGUCUGGGGAGACCUGAGGCCAUGGCAGGGUUGAGGGAGUCCCACUAUGUGGUGGGGACUUCCUGGGACAAGCAAGGGAAGUGCUGUGUUGGCCACUCAAUUAAACAGUGUUGUAGUGUGGAGA
This is a messenger RNA of Heterocephalus glaber (naked mole-rat), 1733 nucleotides long. The record is from RefSeq and is a predicted model, not a curated record. NCBI's taxonomy places the organism in Eukaryota, Metazoa, Chordata, Mammalia, Rodentia, Bathyergidae.